Messenger RNA from Auxenochlorella protothecoides, 411 nucleotides. RefSeq lists its product as hypothetical. NCBI's taxonomy places the organism in Eukaryota, Viridiplantae, Chlorophyta, Trebouxiophyceae, Chlorellales, Chlorellaceae. Bases 1 to 411 code for a protein of 136 amino acids. The record is from RefSeq and is a predicted model, not a curated record. The transcript has 3 exons.
AUGGCGGCGCACCUCUUCAGACCCCGAGAUAUCCUGCUGGAUGUGGACGAGAUGGACCUUCCAAUGACGGACACAAGCUUCUCACGGCAAGCAUCCCUGGGUAUCCCCCCCACACCUAGCCUGGAUGACGACAGGAGCCGGGAUGCCAAGCAGCUGCAGAACAGUAUAGCAGGUAAUGCGGGAAUGCUCCCAGUCUCAAACGUGGAGGAGGCAGUGUGCAACAACUUCACAACCGCGGAGGCCCUGCGCAGCUUCUGUGACAUGACCGGCACCGACUCUGAGGGGCAGCGCGCCUUGGACCCCGAUGAGGUGGUAUUGGAUCGGCAGUACCUGUUCAGCGUGUAUGUCCAUGCGCCGCCCAACAUUGCAGGCAGGCAGGGCUGGAUUCUGUCAGGAGGAAGGGUUGGGUGA